UCACCGUAAGUUAGUUACCGAGACUCAAGACCAAACAGAUAGGUGCUAGCUGGCGUUUUAAAUACCGCAAGAUUUCAAAUCGCGAGAUCCCAUCAUUAAAAAAAAUCUUAUCAAAAAAAAAUUAAUCAAAAUCAGCGAUAAGAUUACGAAAUAAUUGAAUCAGUUUGAAGUUUUCAGUGUGUUUUCCGUGUUUGUGAUUCUUCUUAAAAUAAUCGUUCCCUUCUAGUGGUGAUUUAAAAAUGUGUUGAAAGAACGUGUGUUGAGGAAGAAAUAUCUGUGUUACCUUCUUUCUUCUUCUUCUUGUUACUUCUUUGGAUGGCGUCGUCUUCGAAAAACCGUUCUUUGACCGAGUGAAUGACUCUUAGGUUGUUGGUGUUGUUGUGUGUGUGUUGUUGGUGAUGAGAUGGAAGAUUUAGCGUUGAGCGAAUGGCCAGGACAACCUGUGGAUUUAAACGGAAGUAAUCCGUGGUUGCCCGCUUAUGGAUUUCAACAACCCAUGACACUUUUAGACAAAGAAGAUUUCUUAGGACAUCCAGAUGCAGACUUAUUCUUACAAGGAAACGCGAGUCAACAUUAUGCUUAUCUCGAAACGAUUCAAGAAGAAACUUCAGAUGACUUACGAUCGGAUAGCGAUCUUUCAGAAUCCAGAGAUUCCCCGGUUGGUUGGCUCGCAACCGAUUCCGAAUCUGGAUCCGUAAUCAGAAUCCAUACUUUAGGUCAAAUUGAAUCCAGUUCGGAGCGAGAAUUAGCAUGUCCAUCAAAACGGCGUCGUCAAGAUUUAUCAUCAACAUUAAGCGAUGAUGAUUCAAUACAUGAAUCAUUAAGUAGAUCGAGCAGUUUAAUACAAUUCGAGAGUUUAGAAAAACAAUGUCAAGAUAUCUCAAGUAGUUCACCCAGUAUUUUUAAUAAUUUUUUUGAAUCCGAACGACAAAUAAGAAAAUCAAAUCCAGAGCUAACAAAAAAUGAGCAUAAUCAAGAACAACCAGAAUCUGAUUAUUUUAAGACUAUCUUAAAGAUCGAUGGAAAUAAAAAUAAAGCAAGUAGAGAUUCGUUAUUUUAUAAUGGAAGCGUUGAAGAUUCGAAUUCAGGCAGUGACUCAACAGAAAGUGAAGAAACUUUUUCGAAAAGCAUGAAAACAUGGAGAAGCUUCGAUGGUUUAAAAAAUAAAAUAUCGUUUGAGAAUUUAAGUGAAGAUAGUGGUUAUAGUGAUCAUAUUUUCCAAAAUAAUAACAAAAAUAAAUCCAAUAGUAAUCCGAACAUUAAUAAAAACAUUAAAAAAUUUAAAGCUUACGAUUUUGAAAUGUUUCAAAACCGCUUUUCCGGUAACUUCGGAGUUAGCUAUCAAGAUUUAACAAUUUUAGAUAAAUAUGAAAAGGUUAACAAACAUUCCAUAAGAGUCGGAGACCAUUUUAAAACUCAACCUGCGGCGGCGGCUUUAAAUUUAGAACAGGAAUUUAUUCGUCCACAAUCUAAAUAUACAAGCGAACCAAACCUUUUCACACUCAGUAUACCCACAAGUUCCUCAGCAUUAACUUCAAGUGUACCUAAAGAUUUAAAUUUAACAGAAAAACAAUUUUGGGAAAACCAACAAUCGAUUGCAACAAAGAAUUUCGAUUUAAUCAAUCUUAACAUCAAAAAAACGAUGGAAACGAAAAAGAAAUUUAAGAAAAAAGAUAAAAAUAAUGACUUACAUUAUAAAAGGGAAGGUUCUUAUUUAGAAGCGAUGAAAAAUACGAUUGAUUUUAGUGAUAACGAAGAGAAUCAACAACAAAAUUAUAAGUACAUCAAAGAAUUUGAUAAAAAAAUUUUAAAAGCUAUAUCAGAACAAAGUUUUAACGAGAUAAUAUUAAUUUCAUCACUAACAAACGAAAAUAACCAAAAAAGAAACGUUAAAAGCACUCCCAACCUCACCGUCGAUUUCAAAAAUGAUUACGAUGAUGAAAAAUUAAAAAGGAAUUCAUUCGGUGGUGAACAACCGAGAAAAAGUUCUUUAGCUAAUAAAAGCACAACAAGUACAAGCUCUGAUAACGAUGAAUCAAAAAACUUAAGCUUUACAAGAUCAUUCAGUGGUUCGACAUCAUCAAAAGGUGUCCAUUUUUGUCCGAUUGUAUCCGAAGUUAAUUGGAGGGACGAUAGUUUAUCAACGGAAAGAGAAGAUUCGAGUAGUUUAUCUUCAAACGUAACGUUUAAAGAUGAUAAAAUUAAUCGUGAUGAUGAUGUGACUCCGAUUAAUGAAAUUGUCGAUGAUAACGAAAUAAAAUUAAUUAAGCCGGAACCUAUUCGACCAAAUUUUAAUCGCUUUUAUUCAAGUUCGAGUCAACCGGAAUUAUUAUCGGAUAUGGUUCAAGUUGGAAAUGCUGAAACAAUUAAUUUAAGAGAUAAGGAAUAUACUUUUGUCCCCUUAAGACCUAGGCACUCGAUUAGUCAACCAAACGUAUCAAGAAGAAAUAGCAAGAAUUGUCAUGCUGGUGCGGAAAUUGAAAGAACAUAUACGGACGGUGAUGGUGUUCAAUAUAAACAUACCGUACUCUCAACUCACUCAACCCACUCAACAUCACCGAGUGUUUACAACAAUAACACCGCCGCUCCCACCACUAAAAGUACCACCAGUCACGUGGCGAUUUCAAACGGCAAAGAAGUGGAAGAACCAACAGCGACCAGUGCAAUGGAACCCAUCGUCGCGCAUAGAAGUUCAAAGAAAGCCACCAAAUUGGGCGGUUUCUUCUCGCGUCUCGCAAGUUUUCGUUUUUCAUCACGAAAUAAAAAUGAAAAACAACACAAAAAAAAAAUUCCAAUCAAAACGAACCCAGAAGAAAGCGAAAAUCAAAAUUUAUUUGCAACAAAACCAGAUUACAUUUAUAUCCCAUUAAAAGAUCCUAUUGAGAAUGAUCAAAAACCUGAAGAAAUUGUAGUUGAUGAGAAGAAAUUGAUAUCAAAACCGCCGCUUCCGAAAUGUGGACCAAGGGUUGUAGGAGCAUGCGUUAAAAGAAGGCCGGAUAUGGUGGUGGGUGCGCCUGCGACGAUGUUGACAGGGGGGCGGCACACCGAAAGGGACGAGGGUAUUGAUUCUUCGGGUGGUGGACCUAUGGAGCAGCCCAUGGGGUUGAUCGAGACGGACCUUGACACGGAGGUGACGGUUAUCACCAGUGGGGCUCAUGUGAAAACGCGAAGUCUAAUGAAUUUGGGGGCCGAGGCUCCAUCUUCCGGUCUCAAAGCCCCACAACACACAGGAAGACCACAUAAAUCCAUGGAAUUUUUACUGGAUAAACAGAAUCUUAAGGUUGUUGAGCCUCCUGAAAAUGAACUUCAAAAAGGUGAGCGUGUGAUGUCCGAACAUCAACUUCGAGUACAACGUUCGUUACAAAAAUUAACUGUACCUGAUUGGUAUAAACAAGCGGAGGUUCCUCGUGAAGGUUUUCUCCUGAAAAAAUCGCCUUGUAGAGAAACAAGAUGGACGGGAACUAACAGCAAAACAACUUCGUUAAGCAGUUUAGGUUCAAACACACAAUCCCCAGUCAUUUUGAGCCCAACACCACAAAAUCAACCAUUCGUACGAUGGUCAACAUCCAAAUUAAAUUCAACGGCUUCUUCACCAUGCGCUUCCACGAGAAGCAGUUUUAACGCUAGGGGGCAUCAACCAAACGGUUCAAUCAGCCCGAGUUCGAGUUUAAGAAAUAGUUUUAGUUACAGACAACCAUAUUUAGGUUGGAGAUCACAAGAGCGUUUAAAUAGACCAAGAACGCCAGCCGAAAGAUUAGCUAGUUCAAUUUUAAAUCACUCUCAAGGUCACAAUUUAAAUUUAAAUUUGAGUAAUGAAGGGGAAAGUCCCGAAAUACAAACUUCAAUUAAAGAGGUUACCUCGGCUAUCGUUCACUACGUAAGCGGCUUAAAACCGGACGAAGAAAAAGAAAUCAAUGAAAUUGGUAACGAUCAACAUCAAAGGAGUCGUUCCGUUAGUCCGAGGGGUAGUCAAAAAUUAUGUUGGUUGGAAAGUUCGUUCGUUGGAACGAGACCGUUGGAUUCACCUCGAACGCCAAUCACAUUAUCCGAAAGUCAAUCUUCAACUCCAAUCCCACCUUCUUCGUUAAGAUUGGAAUUACAUACGCAUAAUGAUUUCUCAGCCCUUCUUAAUCAAGAAACGACGGUUCGGCCAUCUCCGGGUUCAACAACGCUCGAAGACGUCUUAGAUUCGCUUUUAGGCCUUCCAUCGUCUACGAGAGCUCCAAGUCCCAGUCUCCAAGUAACGGCGUCAGCUAAUACCAGCCCAACACGUGAAGAAGGCGAAAGUCGCUUAUCAGAUCAUUUUAGAAGAUGCAGCGAAGGAAACGAACCGGUUUCAAGACCAUCAUCAGCAUCGCGCCGAGUAAGUUUCGAUUCAUCACCGGUUCUCCGCUGCAGAUAUUCGCGAUGCGGAAAAAUGGCCAUGGCAUCAACAGCCGAAGGCCAAGCUUUCAAGAAUUGUCACAAUUGUACCUACACGUAUUGUUCACGUUCUUGUCGGAGAGCGCAUUGGGAAAAGCACCGAAAAACAUGUUUAUUUUCACGAGUUGGAUCUCUUUGUCGCCAAGCGAUUGCUGCCGCCAAAGAAAAACCGGAAACUUUACGGCAUUUAUCAAUUAUUGCACGACGUGGAUUUUUAUCGCAAGGCUCAGGAGCUGUAAAGUGUUUUUUUCCAACCCCUGAGGUGGUUGAAAAGUUUUUAAAAGACGGCGGCUUAGAAAAUUUAGGUGAAUUAACUUACAUCUCUUGGAAAGAUCUUUUACCAUCAGAAAUGGGAACACAACUUUACACCGAAUUAGUAAGAAUGUGUAAAAAUUAUAAUCCCGAUUCGAAAUUAGUUCUUUACGUCUCCGUUUGCGUGAUAUCCGAAGCACCCGCAGCUGGAGCUGUAAAAUGGGAACGACAAUUAGUCUCAAGAUGCGCAAAAAUGCGAUUAAGCAAGGAAAUUCAGGUUAAUAUUCCGGAAAAAGACUCCGAAACCCUCCCGGAAACUUUAAUUUUAACAUCGCAACCCAUGAUUAACAAAAAUAUUUCAACUUCGCAAAGAAAUCGAGAGAUUAGCUUCGGAAACAUUCAAAAACAUUUGAGGCAACGAGGUGUUUCGUUAAGAAAACAUUAUCCAGAAGUAUUUCAACAAUUACAAACGUACGUUGAUGGCCAAUUGGAAAAAUUUAAAGCGGUUACAGUUUAUCCAAAAGAUUUAAUCACUGGGAAAACUUUUAUGUGCAUUAUUAUGCCGGAAUCGGACCCAGAAAAUGUUGAAAAAUUAGUUAAAGCAGGAGUCAGAGUUCGUACAGUGGACAUUCUUGAAGACUGAUAACUAAGAUAACUAAAAUAACUAAAAAAAACUAAAAAAUAAAAAAAAUAGAGAUAAUUAUUUAAAUAUUAAAUUAAAUGAAUAUAAAAGACGUUCUUUAAAAAAAGGAAUUGUCCCCUUCCUGUGAUCUAUUACUUAGCUUGUUGUUGAAUAUCCGCUAAAAAAAUAUUGCUCAUUUUAAUUAAAAUUAAUACACGAUUAUUAAAAAAGCAUUUUUAAUAAUCUUUUAAAACUUAGGUUAAGAUUUUUGAUGAUUUUUGACAGAAUCAUUUAGGCAAGCCAAUAUACAUAACAUAAUUGUUGAUAAAAUAUUUUUUAAUAAUCGUGAAUUUUUGCAGUUGACUCAAAAUAAGAUAAACACAUAAAAUAAAAUGAGAAAACGGUAAUAUUGGGGUAAAAAAAAUUUUUUAACACCAAUUCUUUGUGCGUUUUCGUCUCUUGUGUGGUUGUAAAAUUUCUAUAUUGUAAAAAAAAUUAGUUUGAUUGAUAAAAAGAAAUUUAAAGGAAUGA
Messenger RNA from Onthophagus taurus, 5827 nucleotides. RefSeq names its product serine-rich adhesin for platelets. Gene Ontology annotation, biological process: cell-cell junction organization. Gene Ontology annotation, cellular component: apical junction complex; plasma membrane. Lineage: Eukaryota; Metazoa; Arthropoda; Insecta; Coleoptera; Scarabaeidae. The record is from RefSeq and is a predicted model, not a curated record.